AAAUUAGGUUUUUCUUAGAAGCGCCGGCGUUAUCCACUCUCCCGGCCUCUGCUCCGUCUUUCUAUGCUGUCGCCACAUAGAAGAAAGGACGGGGAGGAAGCUAACUCAGAUUUUUCUACACAGCGGAAGAUAGAGAGGAGAGGAUUGAUGCCUGCUAACUCUAAUCUGUGGGUUCUUCUGGGCCUCGGCAUCGCCGGCAUACUGAUCGUGGCCCGGAAACUGAAGCGGGUUGUGAAGGAGGACUUCGGGGCGUUCGUUGAGCGGUUCGAGCUCCUCCCUCCUCCACAGCCCGCUCCACCCAAAGCUCCUCAUCCCCUCACUGGCCUCACCUUCGCGGUCGCAGAUGUAUUUAAUAUCGAAGGAUAUGUUACGGGGUUUGGUAAUCCAGACUGGGCAAGAACUCAUGAAGUUGCAACACACACAUCCUCUUUAGUUGCCACGCUCAUAGAUGGAGGUGCUACAUGUGUUGGUAAAACAGUCAUUGAUGACAUGGCUUUUAGUUUAAGUGGUGAAAAUAAAUAUUUUGGCACACCAACGAAUCCUAAGUCUCCUGAACGGAUCCCUGGAGGAUGUUCUAGUGGGUCGGCUGUAGCUGUUGCUGGUGGCAUCGUAGAUUUUGCAUUGGGAAUGGACACCGUAGGUGGUGUGAGAGUACCUGGGGCUUUUUGUGGAAUUUUGGGGUUUAGACCAUCGCAUUCCAUCUUGAACAAUGGUGUUCUUCACGUCUCUCCAAGUUUAGAUGCCCCUGGGUUGUUUGCCAAAGAUCCCAGUGUUUUGCAUCGUGCAGCUCAUGUGUUACUCAAACUUCCAUAUGCCGAUGUACGUCCACCUAGACGUGUUAUAAUAGCUGAUGAUUAUUUUCAGUUAAUGAAAAUUUCUUCUAGAAGGAUAACUCAAGUGGUCACAAAAACAGUGGAGGUGCUGUUUGGGAAGCAAAGUUUGAGCCAUGCCAAUGUUGGUGAAUAUCUUGCGUCUAAGGUUUCUAGCUUAAAGAAGUUUCAAGUUGGCGCUGUAAAUGGUGAUUCAAAAAUUUCUUCAUUAACAUCACUUGCUAGUGCCAUGAGGUUGCUUCACAAGUAUGAAUUCAGAAUUAAUUAUGAGAAUUGGAUAAACUCUGUCAAGCCAACAAUUGCUCCUUGUGUAUCAGAUAAUUUGAGUGCACCAGAAGAAAAUGGCAUCCUUAUCAACUGCUGUCAAACUGCAAGAAGUGAAGUGCAACUGGCUAUCCAUUCUCUACUAAAGGAUGAUGGGAUUCUUGUUCUUCCUACAGUGUCAGGCCCUCCUCCGAAACUCAAUUCAAAGGAACUUUUAUCUGAAGAUUAUCAGAGGCGCUUAUUAAAUCUCUCAGCUAUUGCAAGCAUGUCAGGUUGUUGUCAGAUAACAAUACCCCUGGGAUUUCAUGAAAAGCUACCUGCGUCAGUCUCCUUCAUUGCAAGGCAUGGAGGUGACCGUUUCCUACUUGACACAGUUAAAACCAUUUACUCCAACCUUCAAGACCAAGCUGAUAUAGUCGUGAAGUCUUCCUCACAAAGCAUCAGUGUAAGCAAGGAGGAAUCUGCUGAAAUCGCAAAAGAGAAGGGCAACAAUGCUUACAAAGAAAAGCAGUGGCAGAAAGCUAUAAACCUAUAUACAGAAGCAAUCAAGCUAAAUGGAAAAAAUGCUACGUACUAUAGUAAUAGGGCUGCUGCAUACCUGGAAUUGGGAAGUUAUAUGCAAGCAGAAGCUGAUUGCAGCACUGUCAUCAACCUAGAUAAGAAGAAUGUUAAAGCCUUUUUAAGAAGAGGGACAGCAAGGGAGAUGCUGGGCUAUUACAAAGAGGCAAUAGAAGAUUUUAGAUACGCCCUUGUUUUGGAGCCAACAAACAAGACGGCAAAUAGUGCUGUUAAUAGAUUGAAGAAAUUCAUACCUUAAAUGCAAUUCUGGCACAAAUUGGAAGGAAAUUACCCACACCAGACAAUCUACUUGUCAAAAACAUCACAGGUGCAAUUUACUAGUUUUCUUGGUGCUCACGCUGCACUCCAGGUCAAAAAUUUGAAGAACUCUAACGCUUGUUAGUGGUCCAGCCAGUGCUAUUAAACAGUACUCGCAGCGUUUGAAUUCAGGCUUGAUUUCUCUUAUUUUUCUGCACAGUAGGGUUUAGUACAGUUUUGGGUUCUAUAUCAGAGGAUUUCAGCAAAAAGACAUUAAAUGUACUCUUCUUCCACACAAUUUAUUGUAAUAUGACAAGGAUGGGCUUCUUUAGGUUUCAAUUGUUACAGUUCUUUUAAUGUCAUGUUUUUUAUUUUAUUUUUUUCUUUGUUAUGUUGUAUGCAAUAGAAUCAUCUUAUUCUCAUAUAUAAAUGUGAGUUUCUAUAAGUCAUUUUAUAUGA
Molecule: messenger RNA, 2369 nt
Organism: Dendrobium catenatum
Lineage: Eukaryota; Viridiplantae; Streptophyta; Magnoliopsida; Asparagales; Orchidaceae
Product: outer envelope protein 64, chloroplastic
Exons: 13
Coding region: 64-1911 (615 amino acids)
Molecular function (GO): protein binding
Source: RefSeq, a predicted model, not a curated record